AUGCUCAAGAUCUCAUUAAGCCGGUAUCCUAUUGUCUUCAUUAUUCUAUUGAUUAUUUUUGGGCCAGUUACUGUAUUUACUACACAAGCUAGUUUUAAUUUGGAAAAGUCAGUUUCAUCAUCAUCUUGCGAUCGUCAUUGCUUUAAUGGAGUUUGCUUGAAUGGAACAUGCGUAUGCGCUAAAGGAUGGACAGGGGCACAAUGUGAUCAUUGUUUUGGACGCUUGCUUAUGAAUCAGAAGCAAAGUCAAAUAAGUGAUGGUCCUCUUUCAUAUAGUUCAUCAACUAAAUGUACAUGGAUAAUAAAAAAUGAUCAGAAUUUCACUGGUCCGUUAAAUAUACGAUUAGAUAGCUUUCAAAGUGAAUGUGGUUGGGAUUAUUUAUAUAUUUAUGAUGGUGAUGGAGUUGAUGGUCAACAGUUAGCCGCUUUCAGUGGAGAUUACCAUUAUCAAGAAAUAUCAGCCCCUUCGGGUCAAGCUCUUAUUUAUUUUACAAGUGAUCUUGCUAUUAAUUUGGACGGGUUUAACAUAUCAUAUGAAUUUAACAGGUGUUUAUAUAAUUGUUCAUCUCAUGGAAAUUGUGAAAAUGGUAUAUGUUUAUGUGAUGAUGGAUAUACUGGUGAAUACUGUCAAACAGUAGGAUGUACUUUGGAAUUGGAGCAAUUCAAUGGUCCAUGUCUUAAUAAUGGUAAAUGUGAAGAAGGGAAAUGUAGUUGUCCUCCAACACACCAUGGGAAGUAUUGUGAAGCUGAAAAAACAACUCAUGUUUGGGAAGAAUUAGAAAUCAAAGCGUCUAAUCCUGGAAGAGCUUCGCACGCAUCUGUCUUAGUAGAUGAUGUUGUUUGGACAAUAGGAGGAACAUCUUUUAAUGGAGUUACUAUUGAACAAGUCGUCACGUUCAACUUAACAUCAGAAGUGCUUACAACGAUAGCUAUAGAAGGAUCUGAUAAACCAAGGCUACGACGAGAUCAUUCUGUUGUUCGCUACAAGAAUAAGAUGUACAUGUUCGGGGGCUUUUUCGAUUCUCAUGAAACAACUGGAGAGCUAUGGGUCUUCGAUAUGCAUACGCGCGUAUGGCAAUUGGAAAAUUCAGCUGAUGGAAAUAUAACAGUAUCUAUUCAACAACAUUAUCAUUAUACUACGACUAUGCAUAUAUAG
Molecule: messenger RNA, 1155 nt
Organism: Auanema sp. JU1783
Lineage: Eukaryota; Metazoa; Nematoda; Chromadorea; Rhabditida; Rhabditidae
Source: the annotation of a GenBank genome assembly